Messenger RNA from Macrobrachium nipponense, 2011 nucleotides. RefSeq lists its product as uncharacterized. The record is from RefSeq and is a predicted model, not a curated record. Gene Ontology annotation, molecular function: protein dimerization activity. The coding region runs from base 131 to 2011 and encodes 626 amino acids. The transcript has a single exon. NCBI's taxonomy places the organism in Eukaryota, Metazoa, Arthropoda, Malacostraca, Decapoda, Palaemonidae.
UUUGAGUUCAAGUUCACAUCGUCAGCAGCGGUACAGACAGGAAUGGGAAUCUAGUCCAGACUUCAAGGCAUGGCUUCGUGGGGUCUCUGAAAAUCCUUUUAAGGCUAAGUGUACAGUAUGCAAUGUGGUAAUGGUUGCAGAAUUAACUGUCAUCAAAAACCAUGCAAAAGGUAAAAAGCAUAAAUCCUUUUUUGAAACUGCAACUGUCAAUCAGCCAUCAGUUUCAUCAUUUUUACAGAAGAAACAGAGUAAGUCAUCUGAUUCUGUUUCUGUAGCAGAAAUUAAAUUGAGUGCUUUUCUUGUGGAACACAACAUUGCUUUCAAUGUAAUGGAUCAUCUGACAGAUCUUUUGAAAGACAUAUUAUCUGAUCCAAACACUGCAAAAGAACUGCAAUUAAAAAGAACGAAAGCAACAGCAAUUGUAAAAAAUGUUAUUGGUUCUUCUUUUAAGGAAGAGUUAGCACAAAAUUUAAAGGACACAAAGUUCAGUGUACUUUGCGAUGAGUCAACUGAUGUGGGUUCUAUAAAAUCAUCAUGUGUGGUGGUACGGUUUUAUGACAAAGAUGCAGGAGCAGUUAAAUGUAAGUUUUGGGAACUGUAUGAUGUUUACAAUUCCAAAGACCCAGAGAACACUAAGGAAGGUGCAACAGGAAAAAACUUGUUUGAAGGACUCAUGAAAACAUUUAAUCAGUAUGAUAUUCCUGCAAUAAAUAUGAUUGGAUUUGGUUCUGAUGGGUGUAAUGUAAUGAUGGGGGCCCAUAACUCUGUUGCAAGUCGCUUUCGAGAACAAUGUCCAGGAAUUUUUGUGAUGAAAUGUGUUUGCCAUUCUGCACAUCUCUGUGCAAGUGAAGCCUGUAAGGCACUACCCAGAAGAUGCGAAGAUUUGGCAAGAGAAAUUUUUAAUCACUUUAAAUGCAGCAGCAAGAGGCAGAGUGAAUUAGUACAGUUUCAGGAAUUUCUUAACCUGAAACCACAUAAGAUUUUGCACCCCUCCCAGACUAGGUGGUUGUCAUUAGUUGCAGUUGUUAUUCGUCUGUUAGAGCAAUGGGAAGCCCUUAAGAUGUAUUUUACAGAUAUUUGGUUUUCUGAGAAGGUGGUAUCAGCCGAGCUUAUAUUUCAUGAUCUUCACAAUCCCUUCAUUAAGUCCUAUUACCUCUUUCUUGAAUGGAUUUUGCCAAAAUUCACAAGUUUCAAUACAUAUUUUCAGUCGGAUAAAACAGUAAUCACAGUAUUGCAUGAAAAGUUAUGCAUGCUUUAUAGGGAGCUACUACUUUCUUUCAUGGAAAGAGAGUACAUCAUAAAGACAGAUCUUGAGACAGUUGAUCCUUUUAGGCAAGAUAAAUACCUCAGGGAUAGUGAGUUGUAUCUUGGACUGGGGGUACGUAAAGAACUUGACAAACUAAAUCCAAAUGAAAAUAAAUCUAAUUUGAAUGAGUUUUAUAAACGCUGUAGGGACUUCUUAGUAAUAGCAUGUGCGGAGAUCAAGAAAAGGUAUGAUUUUAAGGACAGUGUGAUCUCCAAGCUGUGUUGCUUAACUCCUGAAAAUGCUGUGUCUAAUUCCUUUAGAAAAUCAACCCCCUCUUUAUACUCUCUCAUAGUUGAACUUCCUUUAAUUGUGUCACCAGAUAAUUGUUCACUAAUACAGAAAAUUGAUGAUCAAUGGAGAAUGUUACCAGCACUCAAAGAUAGACUGCAUAUUGAUGAUAUAUUGUCAGUAGAUAAAUUCUGGGUGAAAGUUUUACAGAGUGGGGAUAACUUCUUGGAACUGGCAAAUUUUGCUCUGUGUGCGGUAAGUCUUCCCCACUCGAAUGCUGAAUGCGAGAGAGUGUUCAGUAAGAUCAACCUUUUUAAGACAAAAACAAGAAACAGUUUAAACACACAAACUGUUAAUGGUGCUUUGUUGGCCUCUGAAUGUAUCAAAAGCCAGGAGUCCUGUGUCAUGUUUACGCCAUCCAAAGACAUGCUUAGGCGUUUAAAAAACAGUUCACAGCUGUAUGACAACGUAGCGUAA